UCCCUGGCGCUGGAUCACUGAGGGGAGAGGGCUGGGGCGCUCUGCUGAGCCACUCCUGUGCCUCCCUGGCCUUGUGCACCUCUCGCCCCCAGGGGGAUUAGUGUCCAGGUUACCCUAGCAUCCUACCACCUCCUGGUGGCCUUGCCGCCCCCACAACCCCGAAGUAUAAAGCCAGGUACACGAGGUGGGGGACGCACCAAGGAUGGAGAUGCUCCAGGUAAGACUGCAGGGCCCCUGGGCACCUUCCACCUCCUUCCAGGCCAUCACUGGCAUGAGAAGGGGCAGACGCGUGUGAGCUGUGGAAGGAGGCCUCUUUCUGGAGGGGCGUGACCCCCAGUAAGCUUCAGGGGCUGCUGCUGUGGCUGCUGCUGAGCAUGGGUGGGGCACAGGCAUCCAGGGAGCCGCUGCGGCCACUGUGCCGCCCCAUCAAUGCCACCCUGGCUGCCGAGAAGGAGGCCUGUCCCGUGUGCAUCACCGUCAACACCACCAUCUGUGCCGGCUACUGCCCCACCAUGAUGCGGGUGCUGCAGGCGGCCCUGCCGCCCCUGCCCCAGGUGGUGUGUACCUACCGCGAGGUGCGCUUCGACUUCAUCCAGCUCCCUGGCUGCCUGCCUGGCGUGGACCCCGUGGUCUCCUUCCCUGUGGCUCUCAGCUGUCGCUGUGGACCCUGCCACCGCAGCACCUCUGACUGUGGGGGUCCCAAGGACCACUCUUUGACUUGUGACCACCCCCAACUCCCAGGCCUCCUCUUCCUCUAAAGACCCUCCCCCAGCCCUCCAAGUCCAUCCCGACUCCUGGAACCAGCAGGCACCCCGUUCCUCCUGCAAUAAAGGCUUCUCAGUGCGCA
Chlorocebus sabaeus (green monkey) is the source of this 847-nucleotide messenger RNA. Lineage: Eukaryota; Metazoa; Chordata; Mammalia; Primates; Cercopithecidae. The record is from RefSeq and is a predicted model, not a curated record.